Messenger RNA from Nothobranchius furzeri (turquoise killifish), 15412 nucleotides. RefSeq names its product ryanodine receptor 1. NCBI's taxonomy places the organism in Eukaryota, Metazoa, Chordata, Actinopteri, Cyprinodontiformes, Nothobranchiidae. Gene Ontology annotation, molecular function: protein binding; ryanodine-sensitive calcium-release channel activity. Gene Ontology annotation, cellular component: Z disc; calcium channel complex; sarcolemma. Gene Ontology annotation, biological process: intracellular calcium ion homeostasis; release of sequestered calcium ion into cytosol by sarcoplasmic reticulum; striated muscle contraction. The record is from RefSeq and is a predicted model, not a curated record.
ACCAGCUCAUAACCAGUUAAGGAGAGGCAGGGGUCACACUUGGUCCUGCAGAAACUCGCCUCAUGUGGCGAGCUAACAGGCGCUUGGAGUCUCAGAACUGUGGUCAAAACGGUUUCACGUUCUGAAGAGGGCUUGAUUUGAACCCCUUGGGAGGAUGGCAGAAGGAGCUGAUGGAGAGGAGGAGAUCCAGUUCCUGCGUACAGAUGAUCAAGUUGUCCUGCAGUGCACAGCAUCUAUUCUGAAAGAGCAGAUCAAACUGUGUUUGUCAUGUGAGGGAUUUGGGAAUCGUCUGUGUUUCCUGGAGACCACCUCGAACGCUCAGAAUGUUCCUCCAGACCUGGCUAUCUGCUGCUUCAUUCUGGAGCAGUCCCUGUCGGUGCGAGCCUUACAGGAGAUGCUGUCCAACUCUUCUGUGGAUGAGGCCGUUGAUUUAGACAAAUGGUCUUCACAAGGUGGGGGGAGUCGAACUCUGCUCUACGGGCAUGCCAUCCUCCUGAAACACACUCACUCCAACAUGUACCUGAGCUGCCUGACCACGUCUCGCUCACUGACAGACAAACUGGCCUUUGACGUGGGCUUGCAGGAAGACUCCACAGGCGAGGCCUGCUGGUGGACCAUUCAUCCAGCAUCCAAACAGAGGUCUGAGGGUGAGAAGGUCAGGGUGGGAGAUGACCUCAUCCUCGUCAGUGCUUCUUCAGAGCGAUACCUGCAUCUCUCCUACGCUAGUGGUGACUUGAUGGUAGAUGCCUCCUUCAUGCAGACACUGUGGACCAUGACUCCUGUGAUGUCUGGCUGUGAGCUGGCUGAAGGUUUCCUGACUGGAGGGUAUGUGCUCAGACUCUUUCAUGGUCACAUGGAUGAGUGUUUGGCCAUUCCAGGUGCUGACCAAGGGGACGACCAGCGCAGGGUUGCUCAUUAUGAAGGUGGUGCCGUUUGCAGCCAUGCUCGUUCUUUAUGGAGACUUGAGCCUCUACGGAUCGCGUGGAGCGGAGGUCACAUUAAAUGGGGUCAGUCCUUCCGGAUACGCCACAUUACAACAGGAAGAUACCUGUUCCUUGAUGAGGAGAAAGGACUUCUGUUGGUGGACCCAGAGAAAGCCAAUUCCAAGAUGUCAGCCUUCGGCUUCAGGAUUUCUAAGGAAAAAAUUGAAUUGACUCAGAAGAGAGAUGUGGAGGGCAUGGGCACACCAGAGAUUAAGUAUGGAGAGUCCAUGUGCUUCGUACAGCACGUCUCCUCUGGGCUCUGGCUCACUUAUGCUGCUGUUGAUGCCAAGUCUGCACGACUAGGUCCUCUGAAGAGAAAGGCUAUACUCCACAAAGAAGGUCACAUGGACGAUGCCCUCACGGUUGCUAGAUCUCAGACAGAAGAGUCUCAAGCUGCCAGAAUGAUUUACAGCACAACAGGCCUCUUCAACCAGUUCAUCAAAGGUCUAGAUGCGCUGAGUGGGAAAAACAAAUCUGCCAGUCCUCCUUCUCUGCCCAUGGACACAGUGGUGCUCUCGCUACAAGAUCUCAUUUUCUACUUCCGACCGCCUGAGGAGGAGCUGGAACACGAGGACAAGCAGUUUAAGCUUCGCUCCCUUAAAAACAGACAGAACCUUUUUCAGGAGGAGGGAAUGAUUACUCUUGUUCUGGACUGCAUUGAUCGUCUCAACGUGUACAACACUGCCGCGCACUUCUCAGAAUACGCCGGCGAAGAAGCUGCAGAGUCAUGGAAGGAGAUAGUCAAUCUGCUGUAUGAGCUGUUAGCCUCUUUGAUCAGAGGAAACCGUGCUAACUGUGCUCUGUUCUGUGACAACCUGGACUGGCUGGUCAGUAAACUGGAUCGGCUGGAAGCAUCAUCAGGAAUCCUGGAAGUGUUGUAUUGUGUUCUGAUUGAGAGUCCAGAGGUGUUGAACAUCAUCCAGGAGAAUCACAUCAAGUCAAUCAUUUCCCUUCUGGAUAAACAUGGGCGCAACCACAAGGUUCUAGACGUGUUGUGUUCUCUUUGUGUGUGCAACGGGGUGGCUGUAAGGUCCAACCAGAACCUCAUCACAGAGAACCUACUUCCAGGUCGGGACCUCCUGCUCCAAACCAACAUCAUUAACUAUGUAACCAGCAUGAGACCCAACAUUUUCCUUGGAACGUGCGAAGGAUCUACGCAGUAUAAGAAGUGGUAUUUUGAGGUGAUGGUGGACCAGGUGGAGCCAUUCCUGACUGCUCAGCCGUAUCACCUGCGUGUGGGUUGGGCUCUGACGGAGGGCUACAGUCCUUACCCCGGUGGUGGGGAGGGCUGGGGGGGUAACGGGGUAGGAGAUGACCUCUACUCCUAUGGCUUUGAUGGGAUCUACCUCUGGUCAGGACGUGUUCCACGUCAUGUUGCAUCUCCCAGUCAACACGUCCUGGAAGCAGAAGAUGUGGUCAGCUGCUGUUUGGACCUAAGUGUACCCAGCAUUUCCUUCCGUAUUAAUGGACAUCCUGUUCAGGGAAUGUUUGAGAACUUCAAUGUGGAUGGUUUGUUCUUUCCAGUUGUCAGCUUCUCUGCAGGCAUCAAGCUGCGGUUUCUUCUUGGAGGUCGUCAUGGCGAUUUUAAGUUUCUCCCUCCUCCAGGCUAUGCUCCGUGCUAUGAGGCAGUGCUGCCCAGGGAUCGGUUGCGGAUUGAGCCCAUCAAGGAGUACAAACAUGAUUUUGAUGGCAUCCGCAACCUACUGGGUCCAACCCAGUCCCUUUCACAUACGGCAUUUACUCCAUGCCCUGUGGACACUAUACAGAUUGUUCUCCCUCCUCAUUUGGAGCGCAUCCGGGAGAAACUUGCAGAAAACAGUCACGAGUUGUGGGCCGUUACCCGGAUAGAACAAGGAUGGACAUUCGGACCAUUUCGUGAUGACAACAAGAAGCUGCACCCCUGCCUAGUAGACUUCCAAAGUUUGCCCGAGCCUGAGAAGAAUUACAAUUUAGCGAUGUCAGGAGAGACUCUGAAGACUCUGCUGGCUCUUGGGUGCCAUGUAGGAAUGGGAGAUGAAAAGGCAGAAGAAAAUCUGAAAAGAACAAAACUCCCCAAAACUUUCAUGCAGAGUAACGGAUACAAACCCGCACCUCUGGAUCUAAAUCAUGUCAAACUGACUCCAAAUCAAAACACACUAGUAGAGAGACUGGCAGAAAAUGGACACAAUGUGUGGGCCAGAGACCGUGUUCGCCAGGGCUGGACGUAUAGUAUUGUGCAGGAUAUAAUGAACAAGCGCAAUCCCCGUCUAGUUCCUUACAAUCUGCUGGAUGAAAAGACCAAAAAGACCAACAGAGACACUGUUUGUGCUGCAGUUCGCACUCUGCUUGGAUAUGGCUACAACAUAGAACCACCUGACCAAGAGAGCAGUGGGCAUGGACCGAGCAGCUCUCGUGAAAAUAAAAUUAGAUUGUUCAGAGCUGAGAAGUCCUAUGCUGUCACACAGGGGAAGUGGUACUUUGAAUUUGAGGCUGUGACCAUAGGAGAGAUGAGAGUGGGAUGGGCCAGGCCCAGUGUCCGUGCAGACACUGAGCUUGGUGCUGAUGAGUUGGCAUAUGUCUUCAAUGGCUUCAAGGCUCAACGCUGGCAUGUGGGAACAGAACCUUUUGGCCGUCAGUGGCAGCCUGGGGACGUGGUGGGCUGCAUGAUUGACCUCACAGAAAUGAACAUCAUGUUUACUCUGAAUGGAGAAAUGCUGAUCAGCGACUCAGGCUCAGAAAUGGCUUUUAAGGAUAUUGAGAUAGGAGAGGGCUUCAUACCCGUGUGCAGUCUGGGCCUUUCCCAGGUCGGCAGAAUCAACCUGGGUCAGAACGUCAGCAGUCUUCGUUACUUUACCAUCUGCGGCCUGCAGGAAGGAUUUGAACCAUUUGCUAUCAACAUGAAAAGAGACAUAACCAUGUGGUUCAGUAAAAGCCUUCCCCAGUUCAUCAUUGUGCCCACUGACCAUCCUCAUAUCGAGGUAUCGCGUGUUGAUGGAACAGUGGACACUCCUCCUUGUCUCAAAGUGACCCACAGGACGUUUGGGUCUCAGAACGCCAACAUAGAUCUGCUGUUCUUCAGACUCAGCAUGCCAAUUGAGUUUCAUGAGUCCUUCAAAGUCCCUGCUGGAACUACGCUCCUGACCAGGGCUCUGACCAUUCCUGAAGAUCAGGUCUUAGAAGUGGACCCCAACUCUGAAUUUGAAAUACUAAAGAAGUCUGCUACUCGCAAAGAGCAGGAGGAAGAGAAGAAGGAUUCCUCUGUACCUAAAGAGACUCCUGCCAUCAAAAAUGGAGAGAACGAGAAGGAUGCCUCCACUGAGAAAAGCAAAAAGAAAGGUUUCCUUUUUAAGGCAAAGAAAGCUGCGUUAAUAACUCCGCCCCCCAUUGUUCCCACCUUGCCUCGCUUGGUCGAAGAUGUUGUACCAGAUGACAGGGAUGACAUGGAUAUAAUUCAGAACACAACUACAUACUUUUACUCAGCACGAAUAUUCGCAGGACAGGAACUCGGAGGAGUGUGGGUGGGCUGGGUCACACCAGACUACCACCAGUACGAUCCCCAUUUUGAUAUCAGCAAAGUAAGAAACGUAACCGUCACUGUUGGUGACGAUAAGGGCAACAUUCACGACAGUAUCAAACGCAGCAACUGCUACAUGGUUUGGGGCGGAGAGUUCAGCAGCUCCCAGCAGACCCGAGUCAGUCAGGAGGACUUUGUGAUUGGCUGCCUUGUUGACUUGGACACAGGACUCAUGACCUUCACUGCAAACGGAAAAGAGAUAAACACAUUUUAUCAGGUGGAGCCAAACACAAAGCUUUUCCCAGCAGUCUUUGUUCUGCCUUCCAAUCAGAACGUGAUCCAGUUUGAACUCGGCAAGCUCAAGAACAUCUUGCCUUUAUCGGCUGCCAUGUUCCGUAGCGAACGCAAGAACCCUGUUCCCCAGUGCCCUCCGAGGCUGGACGUCCAGAUGUUAACCCCAGUCAUCUGGAGUCGAAUGCCCAACGACUUCCUGGCUCCAGAGACUGGGCGUGUCAGUGACCGGCUGGGCUGGAUGGUGCAGUGUAUGGAGCCGCUCACUAUGAUGGCCCUUCAUAUCCCAGAGGAGAACAAGUGUAUUGACAUCCUGGAACUGUCUGAACGAAUGGACCUGCUGAAGUUCCACUAUCACACUCUGAAGCUGUACGGCUCAGUAUGUGCUCUGGGAAACAACCGUGUAGCACAUGCUCUGUGCAGCCACGUUGAUGAAUCCCAGCUCUUCUACGCCAUCGAAAGCACCUACCUUCCCGGACCAAUGAGGAGUGGUUUCUAUGAUCUGCUCAUCAGCAUGCACCUGGAGUCUGCCAAACGAAAUCGUCUGGGAACCAACAAGGAGUUCAUAGUUCCAAUGACAAACGAAACGCGUAGCAUCAACCUUUACACCGACAAGUCUCAUGCUUUACCCGGUGUUGGCCUCACCACGUGUCUCCGUCCAAAACUCCAUUUCUCUUCAGUUGGAUUUGUGGGAACAGAUCCAGAUAUUUACACUCUGAGUCCUGUCAUCCCCUUACAGGUGCUAAAAACCAAGGCUCUAAGCAUGCUUAUUGAAGCUGUACAAGAUGGAAGUCAAGCCAUGAGAGAUCCUGUGGGGGGCAGUGUUGAGUUUCACUUUGUUCCCAUCCUGAAACUUAUCAGCACCCUCCUCAUAAUGGGUGUGUUUGAUGAUGAAGAUGUGACACACAUCCUGAAAAUGAUUGAGCCCACCGUAUUUCAUACUUCAAAGUCGGAGGAGCCUACUGAGGAGAAGGUGGCAGAAGAAAAGGAACCAGCAAAAGCAGCAGUGGUCAGAGAGGAAGAGCUGGACACUGCUGAGGAAGAGGAGUGUGAAGAUUAUGGUUUUGAUGAGGAGGAUGAAGAAACAGAAGAAGAGGAACAAUUAGAGGAGACAGAGUCAGGCGUGAUACAGGAAGAAGAUGGGGAGGACACAGACUUUGUAAAUAGUGAAAAAGGAGCCGAAGAAACAGAAAAGGAAACAAAACAUGUAGAAAUCGAAGCUAAAGAAGAACAUCUAGAUCAAGGGCUUUUUCAGAUGAAACUACCAGAAUCUGUGAAACUGCAGAUGUGCACUCUGCUGCAGUAUUUCUGUGACUGUGAACUACGACACAGGGUGGAAGCCAUCACUGCCUUUUCAGACCGGUUUGUUGGUCACAUACAGUCAAACCAGAGGCGGCGCUACAACAACCUCAUGAUGGCCUUCACCAUGUCAGCAGCUGAGACUGCCCGCAAAACCCGGGAAUUUCGCUCACCACCUCAAGAGCAGGUCAACAUGCUAAUGAACUUCAAGAACUGCCCUGAUGAUGAGGAGUGUCCUGUUCCGGAUGAGGUCCGCGAGGCCUUGCUGACAUUUCAUAACACCGUGCUGGUUCACUGUGGUGUUCACAUUGAGGAAGAAGAACAAGAGGAGCAAGUGGAUAAUUCUCUCCGCGGGCGACUGUUCCGUUUGCUGGAAAAGGUGAAGAAAUUCCGGGAGAAGAAGGUGGAAGUUGAGCCUGAAGCGCAGGAAGAUAAAAAACCAAGCACACUGCAGGAGUUGAUCUCCCACACAAUGAUCCACUGGGCCCAGGAAUCCUUCAUCCAGAACCCUGAGCUUGUGCGUAUGAUGUUCAGCCUUCUUCACAGGCAGUACGAUGGGCUUGGCGAGCUCACACGAGCUCUUCCCAAGGCCUACACCAUCAAUGAGGUGUCCAUUCAGGACACCAUGGACCUGCUGGAGUGCUUGGGGCAGAUCCGCUCUCUGCUUAUUGUACAGAUGGGUCCAGAAGAGGAGAGACUUAUAAUUCAAAGCAUUGGGAACAUCAUGAGUAACAGAGUUUUCUACCAGCACCCAAACUUGAUGCGAGCUCUGGGAAUGCAUGAGACCGUCAUGGAAGUAAUGGUUAACGUGUUGGGUGGUGGAGACUCAAAGGAAAUCAGAUUUCCUCGAGUGGUGACCAACUGUUGCCGUUUCCUCUGUUACUUCUGUCGCAUCAGUCGUCAGAAUCAGCGUUCCAUGUUUGACCACCUCAGUUACCUCCUCCAGAACAGCGGCAUCGGCCUUGGAAUGCGUGGCUCGACCCCGCUGGAUGUGGCUGCAGCUUCUUGCAUUGACAAUAACGAGCUGGCGCUGGCUCUGCAAGAGCAAGAUUUGGAGAUGGUGGUGAAAUAUUUAGCUGGCUGUGGACUUCAGAGCUGUCCCAUGCUCCUGGCUAAAGGUUACCCUGAUAUUGGCUGGAAUCCUUGCGGUGGGGAGAAAUACCUGGACUUCCUUCGUUUUGCUGUAUUCGUCAACGGAGAAAGUGUGGAGGAGAAUGCCAACGUUGUAGUGCGCCUUCUCAUCCGAAGACCUGAGUGCUUUGGUCCGGCUCUGAGAGGCGAGGGCGGCAAUGGUCUGCUGGCUGCAAUCGAGGAAGCUAUAAAAAUAUCUGAGGACCCUGCAAGAGAUGGUCCUAGUGUGAAGAAAGAUAGACGUUUCCCCAUGUUUGGAGGAGAAGAGCAGCAUGAGGAGAGCAGGGUGCAUCUAGGAAACGCCAUCAUGUCCUUCUACUCUGCUCUGAUUGACUUGCUGGGACGCUGUGCUCCAGAGAUGCAUUUAAUUCAAGCUGGUAAAGGGGAGGCUCUCAGGAUCAGGGCCAUUCUGAGGUCUCUGGUUCCUAUCGAGGAUCUUGUGGGAGUCAUUAGUCUUCCUGUUCAGAUUCCUUGCUUUGGGAAAGACAACAGCAUCAUAGAACCAAAGAUGUCAGCUAGUUUUGUGCCGGAUCACAAGUCUCCCAUGGUGCUAUUCCUAGACAGGGUCUAUGGUAUUGAACACCAGGAUUUCCUGCUCCAUGUGCUGGAAGUUGGCUUUCUGCCUGACAUGAGGGCGGCUGCCUCUCUAGACACCGCUGCUUUCAGCACCACAGAGAUGGCUCUGGCAUUGAACCGCUACCUGUGCUCUGCUGUGCUGCCGCUCAUCACUAAGUGCGCCCCGCUCUUUGCUGGCAGCGACCACCGAGCCAUAAUGAUCGACUCCAUGUUGCACACCAUCUACAGGCUGUCUCGAGGACGGGCUUUCACGAAGGCUCAAAGAGACAUCAUCGAAGAGUGUCUGAUGGCUCUGUGCAAACAUUUACGUCCCUCCAUGCUUCAGCACUUGCUAAGACGGCUUGUGUUUGAUGUACCCAUUCUCAAUGAAUAUGCCAAGAGGCCACUGAAGCUUCUGACCAGUCACUACGAGCGUUGCUGGAAAUAUUAUUGCCUGCCUAACGGCUGGGCCAACUUUGGAGUUGCCUCAGAAGAGGAGCUGCAUUUGACCCGCAAACUUUUCUGGGGGAUUUUUGAGUCACUAGCACACAAGAAAUUUGAUGCAGAAAUUUUCAAAAUUUCAAUGCCGUGCCUGUGCGCUAUCGCUGGAGCCAUCCCUCCAGAUUAUGUGGAUGCCAGCUACUCCUCUAAAACAGAGAAAAAGGCCUCAGUAGAUGCAGAGGGGAACUUUGAUCCUAAACCAAUAGACACCACAAACACGAUCAUCCCAGAGAGGCUGGACCCUUUUAUCAACAGAUAUGCCGAGUACACGCAUGAUAAGUGGGCAUUUGAGAAGAUUCAGAACAACUGGUCAUACGGCGAGGUGCUGGAUGACAACGCAAAAACUCAUCCCAUGCUCAGACCGUACAAAACCUUUUCAGAGAAGGACAAGGAGAUCUACCGUUGGCCGAUCAAAGAGUCCAUUAAAGCCAUGAUAGCAUGGGAAUGGAACGUAGAGAAAGCACGAGAGGAAGAGGAGUCAGAGAAGAAGAAGGCAGCAUCCAGAAAAAUUUCCCAGACUGCUCAGGCUACUUAUGAUCCAAGCCACGGCUACAGUCCACAGCCUAUCGACAUCUCACACAUGGCUCUCUCAAGAGAUCUGCAGUCAAUGGCGGAGCAGCUGGCAGAGAAUUACCAUAACACUUGGGGCCGCAAGAAAAAGUUAGAGCUUCAAUCCAAAGGAGGUGGGACCCAUCCUCUGCUGGUUCCUUAUGACACUCUGACAGCAAAGGAGAAGGCAAGAGACCGAGAGAAGGCCUACGAGUUGCUCAAGUUCCUGCAGCUUAAUGGAUAUGCUGUCACACGGGGCCUGAAGGACAUGGAGUCUGAGAUCUCCUCCAUUGAGAAGAGAUUUGCUUAUGGCUUCCUGCAGAAACUGCUGAAAUGGAUGGAAAUUGCCCAGGAAUUCAUUGCUCAUCUUGAGGCUGUGGUAAGCAGCGGACGAGUGGAGAAGUCUCCUCAUGAGCAGGAAAUCAAAUUCUUUGCUAAGAUUCUGAUGCCUUUAAUCAAUCAGUACUUCAAAAACCACUGCCUCUACUUCUUAUCAACACCGGCUAAAGUUCUGGGCAGUGGUGGGCAUUCUUCCAACAAGGAGAAGGAGAUGAUUGCAAGUAUCUUCUGUAAGAUGUCUGCUCUGGUGAGACACAGGGUUUCUCUCUUUGGAAGCGAUGCUUCGGCGAUCGUUAACUGUCUUCAUAUUCUGGCUCGGUCACUGGACGCAAGGACAGUGAUGAAGUCUGGCCCUGAGAUUGUGAAAGCAGGCCUGCGGUCAUUCUUCGAGAGCGCCGCUGAUGAUAUGGAGAAAAUGGUGGAGAAUCUCAAACUGGGUAAAGUGUCCAAAGGAAAUCAGCAAGUGAAAGGUGUUUCCCAGAACAUCAACUACACCGCUAUUGCCCUGCUUCCUGUGCUCACCUCCUUGUUUGAUCACAUAGCUCAGCACCAGUUUGGGGACGAUGUCAUGUUGGAUGAUCUGCAGAUCUCUUGCUAUCGCAUCAUGUGUAGUAUCUACUCUGUGGGGACUGUUAAAAACCCACAUGUGGAGAGGCAGAGACCUGCCCUGGGGGAGUGUCUGGCUCACCUUGCAGCAGCGAUGCCAGUGGCCUACUUGGAGCCUCAUCUGAACGAGUUCAAUGCUUUCUCUGUGUACACCACAAAGACACCAAGAGAGAGAGCCAUCCUCGGCCUCCCCAGCGAGGUGCAGGAGUUGUGUCCAGAUAUUCCAGUGCUGGAUAUUCUGUUGAAGGAGAUUGGAGACCUGGCGGAGUCGGGAGCUCGCUACACUGAGAUGCCUCAUGUCAUUGAAAUUACUCUGCCCAUGCUGUGUAACUACCUGCCACGUUGGUGGGAGGGAGGCCCUGAAAACUUCCCCGAGAUGGAGGGUCAACUCUGCACCGAGGUCACGUCAGAGCACCUCAACCAGCUCCUGGGCAGCAUCAUGAAGAUUGUAGUCAACAACCUGGGGAUUGAUGAAGCCUCAUGGAUGAAGAGGCUGGCUGUAUUUUCACAGCCUAUAGUCAGCAGGGCGAAGCCAGAAAUGCUCAAGUCCCACUUCAUCCCAACAAUGGAGAAGCUGAAGAAGCGUACUUCAAAGGUAGUGGCUGAGGAGGACCAUUUAAGGAUGGAGGGGAAGUCAGAAGGAGACGAGGAGGAUGGGACAAUACGGGACGAGUUUGCUGUCCUCUGCAGAGACUUGUACGCUCUUUACCCUCUGCUAAUUCGCUACGUGGACAACAACAGAGCAAGGUGGCUGACAUGUCCUGACCCGGAUGCAGAAGAACUCUUCCGGAUGGUCGGAGAAGUCUUUAUUUUCUGGUCCAAAUCUCAUAAUUUCAAACGUGAGGAGCAGAACUUUGUGGUGAUGAAUGAGAUCAAUAACAUGUCGUUCCUCACCGCCGACAGCAAGAGCAAAAUGAGCAAGGGCGGGGACACAGAGGGUGGAGGCUCGGAUGCUGAACGUACAAAGAAGAAGAAAAGAGGCGAUCGCUAUUCUGUCCAGACUUCACUCAUCGUUGCUGCCUUGAAGAAGAUGCUCCCCAUCGGCCUCAACAUGUGCUCUCCUGCUGAUCAGGAGCUCAUCAACUUGGCAAAGAUCCGAUACUCUUUGAGAGACACAGAUGAAGAAGUAAGAGAGUUCCUGCAGAAUAACCUCCAUCUUCAGGGCAAGGUGGACAACCCCUCCAUGCGCUGGCAGAUGGCGCUGUACAAGGAGAUGGCAGGAAAGGCCGAAGACGCUGAUGCUCCAAUGAAAGUUGUCAAAAGAGUGCAGGAGGUUUCUGCUGUCCUCUAUCAUCUCGAAUUAACAGAACAUCCUUUUAAAUCAAAGAAGAUGGUGUGGCACAAGUUGCUGUCCAAGCAGAGACGCAGGGCUGUGGUCGCCUGCUUCAGGAUGACACCACUGUACAACAUCGCAAGGCACAGAGCUUCAAACAUGUUCCUUGAAGGAUACAAACGUAACUGGAUUCAAAGUGAGGGGUACUCAUUUGAAGACAGGAUGAUAGAUGAUUUAUCAAAAGCAAUGGAGCAGGAGGAAGCCGAAGAAGAGGAGGAGAAGGAAACAAAACCGGAUCCUCUUCACCAGCUAAUUCUUCAUUUCAGUCGAACGGCUCUGACAGAAAAGAGUAAACUUGACACAGAUCACCUUUACAUGGCAUACGCAGAUAUUAUGGCAAAGAGUUGCCAUAUUGGUGAUGAAGAAGAAGGUGGAGAUGAAAAUGCAGAAAAUGCUCAAGAUGAGAUGUCCUUUGAGGUGCGACAGUCAGAACUGGAGAAAGAAAUGGAGAAGCAACGGCUGCUCUACCAGCAGUCUAGACUUCAUAACCGUGGUGCUGCAGAGAUGGUCCUUCAGAUGAUCAGUGCCUGCAAAGGUGAAACUGGUCCCAUGGUGUCCACAACCCUCAAGCUGGGCAUUUCCAUCUUGAACGGUGGCAACAGCGAGGUUCAGAGGAAAAUGCUUGAAUACUUGAAAGACAAGAAGGAUGUAGGCUUCUUCUUAAGCGUCCAAGCACUGAUGCAGACCUGCUGUGUUUUGGAUUUAAAUGCCUUUGAGAGACAGAACAAGGCCGAGGGGCUUGGCAUGGUUUCAGAGGAAGGAACCAACAUGAACCUAGACCGGGAUGAGAAAGUGAUGGCGGAUGAUGAGUUCACCUGUGACCUCUUCCGAUUCUUGCAGCUGCUCUGUGAAGGUCACAACAACGAUUUUCAAAACUACUUGCGGACACAGACAGGCAGCACAACAAGCAUCAACGUCAUCAUCUGUACUGUGGAUUACCUCCUUCGACUUCAGGAAUCUAUUAGUGAUUUCUACUGGUACUACUCUGGCAAGGAUGUCAUUGAUGAUCCAGGCAAGAAGAACUUCUCCAAAGCGAUGACAGUGGCUAAACAGAUUUUUAACUGUUUAACCGAAUACAUUCAGGGCCCGUGCACUGGAAACCAGCAGUCCCUGGCCCACAGCAGACUGUGGGACGCCAUUGUGGGUUUCCUUCAUGUCUUUGCCCACAUGAUGAUGAAACUGGCUCAGGACUCCAGCCAGAUAGGUCUGCUGAAGGAACUUCUUGACCUGCAAAAAGACAUGGUUGUGAUGUUACUCUCACUGCUGGAAGGGAACAUUGUUAACGGCACUAUUGCUCGCCAGAUGGUGGACAUGUUGGUGGAGUCAUCCAGCAACGUGGAAAUGAUACUUAAGUUCUUUGACAUGUUCCUUAAGCUGAAAGACAUCGUGGCCUCAGAUGCUUUCCGAGAUUAUGUCACAGACCCCCGAGGGCUUAUCUCCAAGAAGGACUUUCAGAAGUCCAUGGACAGCCAGAAGCAGUACUCCCCCUCAGAGAUUCAGUUCCUUUUGUCCUGCUCAGAGGCCGAUGAGAACGACAUGAUCAAUUACGAAGAGUUUGCCAGUCGUUUCCAAGAACCCGCCAAGGACAUUGGCUUUAACAUCGCUGUGCUACUCACCAACCUUUCUGAGCAUGUCCCUCAUGACACCAGACUCAAGAACUUCCUGGAACAAGCAGAAAGCGUUCUGAACUACUUCCGCCCUUUCCUGGGCCGUAUAGAAAUUAUGGGCGCCAGCAGGAAGAUUGAGCGUAUCUACUUUGAAAUCAGUGAAGUAAAUCGCAGACAGUGGGAAAUGCCCCAAGUGAGAGAGUCCAAACGGCAGUUCAUAUUCGACGUGGUCAAUGAGGGCGGAGAGUCGGAGAAGAUGGAGAUGUUUGUCAACUUCUGUGAGGACACCAUCUUUGAGAUGAAUAUAGCCUCGCAAAUUUCAGAGCAGGAGGAAGAGGAAAAGAGGGAGGAAGAUGAUGAAGGAGAUGAGGGUGGAGGUGAAGGAGGGCAGGGUGGGGGUGCAGGUGCAACAGGGGAUGAGGAUAUUAAUGGAGAAGAAGGGCAGCCUGAAUCAACCUCUGCCUUUGCUGACUUUCUGCAAAGCCUGUCCAGCUUCCUGUGCAUUUUCACCUUCCGCAACCUUCGCCGACAGUACCGCAGAGUGAGAAGGAUGACCUUCAAGGAGAUCGUGGUGGCUUUGUCCAAAUUUUUCUGGACCAUCCUGAUGAGCAUCCUUCACUUCAUUUACAGUGUGUGUAAAGGCUUCUUUGUGAUCAUCUGGCAAGCGCUGUUUGGAGGCGGCUUGGUGGAGGGAGCGAAAAACAUCACCGUCACGGAGAUUCUAGCUAGCAUGCCAGAUCCUACGCAGGACGAUGUACAUGGAGAUGGACCAGGGGAGAUGAGGACAGGUGAAGACCAGGAUGCUGGAGGGGUGACAGACACGGGUGAGACCGGUAGUGGCGAGGAGGAGGAGGAGGAUGCCCCAGAAAACGAGGGGGGGAGAGUACCUGGGAUGGAUGCUCCAGGUGGGCUUGGUGAUAUGGGUGUAGAGGAACCCGUUGAACCUCCGACCCCUGAAGGAUCUCCCAUUACAAAGAGAAAAGUGCUGCCAGAGGAGCCCGAUGCUAGCCAAAAACCAGCAGAACCUGCUCCUGUGGAGGACGCUCCCCCACAACCUGAAAAGUCGGACAUUGAAACUGGAGAGAAAUCAGAAAAAGAUUCAAAAAGUAAAGAAGAACAGCAGCCGGAGCAGCCGCGGAGAUGCACACGAAAAAAAGAGAAGAAGCUGAAACAGGAACAAGGUUUUCAAGUCUGGACCGAGCUGGAAACCCAAAGAAACAAAUUCAUGAACUACCUUUCCAGAAACUUCUACAACCUGCGUUUUCUGGCCCUGUUCCUUGCAUUCGCACUGAACUUCAUUCUGCUCUUCUACAAGGUGUCCGAUUCGCCGCCUGAGGGAGAGGAGAUGGAGGGAUCUGGACUCUCAGAGGGAAGCGGGCUGUUCGAGGGCUCUGGUUUGUUUGAAGGCUCAGGGGAGGAGGACGAGGGGUCAGGAAUGAAUGGAGAAGAUGAAGAGGAAGUCCCACUCUAUUUCUAUUUAGAGGAAAGCACUGGAUACAUGCAGCCGACACUGGCCUUCCUUGCCAUCCUGCACACGGUCAUUUCAUUUAUCUGUAUCAUUGGCUACAACUGUCUGAAGAUUCCCCUGGUGAUCUUCAAACGGGAGAAAGAACUGGCUAGAAAGCUUGAAUUUGAUGGCCUCUACAUCACCGAGCAGCCCGAGGAUGAUGACAUUAAAGGGCAGUGGGACCGAUUAGUCCUGAACACGCCUUCUUUCCCAAACAACUACUGGGACAAAUUUGUCAAGCGAAAAGUUCUGGACAAAUAUGGAGACAUUUAUGGGAGAGAAAGAAUAGCAGAGCUCCUGGGUGUUGAUUUAGCCUCCCUGGAUGUGAGUCAGCAACAUGAGAAGAAACAAGAAGAACCAGACAACUCUGUGUUUGCAUGGAUGACCUCCAUUGACAUCAAGUACCAGAUCUGGAAAUUUGGAGUUGUGUUCACAGAUGGUACGUUCCUUUACCUCUGCUGGUACCUGGUGAUGUCUUUGCUUGGACAUUACAACAACUUCUUCUUCGCCUGUCACUUACUGGACAUCGCCAUGGGAGUCAAGACCCUUCGCACGAUUCUGUCCUCUGUCACACACAACGGCAAACAGCUCAUGAUGACGGUGGGCCUGCUCGCCGUGGUGGUGUACCUCUACACCGUCAUUGCGUUCAAUUUUUUCCGCAAGUUUUACAACAAGAGCGAGGAUGAAGACGAACCGGAUAUGAAAUGCGACGACAUGAUGACUUGCUACCUGUUCCACAUGUAUGUGGGCGUGCGUGCUGGCGGAGGCAUCGGAGACGAGAUCGAGGAUCCUGCAGGAGAUGAAUACGAGCUGUAUCGAGUGGUCUUUGACAUAACUUUCUUCUUCUUUGUCAUUGUCAUCCUGCUGGCCAUUAUUCAGGGUCUGAUCAUCGAUGCUUUUGGAGAACUCAGAGACCAACAGGAGCAGGUUAAAGAGGACAUGGAGACGAAAUGCUUCAUAUGUGGCAUUGGGAGUGACUACUUUGACACUACACCGCACGGCUUUGAGACCCACACUUUUGAUGAACACAACUUAGCCAACUACAUGUUUUUCUUGAUGUACCUUAUAAACAAAGAUGAGACAGAGCACACGGGACAGGAGUCUUAUGUGUGGAAGAUGUACCAGGAGCGCUGCUGGGACUUUUUUCCUGCUGGAGAUUGUUUCAGAAAGCAAUACGAAGACCAGCUUUCAUAGAUGGGAUACACUUUCUGACUUGGG